Manis javanica (Malayan pangolin) is the source of this 8836-nucleotide messenger RNA. It is a transcript of the gene ERCC6, whose product is annotated as ERCC excision repair 6, chromatin remodeling factor. The record is from RefSeq and is a predicted model, not a curated record. Gene Ontology annotation, biological process: transcription-coupled nucleotide-excision repair. Gene Ontology annotation, cellular component: nucleus. Gene Ontology annotation, molecular function: ATP binding; ATP-dependent activity, acting on DNA. NCBI's taxonomy places the organism in Eukaryota, Metazoa, Chordata, Mammalia, Pholidota, Manidae.
GUCCCACCACAGAGUCCACGGCUGCCUGCUGCGGCGGCGUCUGUUUCCGGACGCGCUGCCUCGCGGCUCCGUUGGGCACUGUGUAGAGGAUGUCGAAUGGGAGAGUCCCCCAAUCAAGUCAAACUCUGGAGCAAGACUGUUUACAAAAUCUGUGCAUCAGUGAUAAGGAAGACAUGAUAAUCAAGCAAGAAACUGAUGGCAGUGUGGAGGUGGAGGAAGUCCUCCCCUCCUGUUCUGUUCAUAGACCAUUCAGUUUCACUGAGGGGUGUUCUUCGGAAGUUCUCAAGAGAGGGCCUGCCCUCCUGCACAUCGACAGACAUCAGAUCCAGGCGGUGGACCCAAGUGCGCAGGCUGUUGAACUACAGGGGCUGGGUGUGGAUGUCUAUGACCAGGAUGUGCUGGAGCAGGGUGUGCUUAGGCAGGUGGAUAGUGCCAUCCAUGAAGCCAGCCGCACCGCCCAGCUCGCUGAUGCGGAGAAGGAGUAUCAGUCAGUCUUGGAUGACCUCACGUCAUGUACGACAUCCCUAAGUCAAAUCAAUAAAAUUAUCGAACAGCUUAGCUCUGAAGCUACCACCAACAGAGACGUCAACAGGAAAUUAGAUUCUGUAAAACGACAGAAGUAUAAUAAGGAGCAACAGCUAAAGAAGAUCACAGCAAAACAAAAACGUCUCCAGGCCAUCCUUGGAGGAGCUGAGGUAAAAGUUGAACUGGAUCAUGCCAGGCUGGAGGAAGAGGAUGCAGAACCGGGGCCAUCCUGUCUCGGCAGCAUGCUUAUGCCUGCUCAGGAGACUGCUUGGGAAGAGCUUGUCCGCACUGGCCAGAUGACACCUUUUGGUACCCAUAUCCCUCAGAAACAGGAAAAAAAGCCUAGGAAAAUAAUGCUCAAUGAAGCCUCAGGCUUUGAAAAGUAUUUGGCAGACCAAGCAAAACUGUCUUUUGAAAGGAAGAAGCAAGCUUGUAAUAAAAGAGCAGCUAAAAAAGCUUCAGCCUUGGUCAUAUCUGAGCUGAGCCCAACACUCAAUGAAAACAAACCACACGAAAGAAGCAAAGUUCUCUCAAAAACAGAUAAACGCUUGAAAAAGCACAUCAAGAAACUCCAGAAGAGAGCUCUUCAGUUCCAGGGGAAAGUGAGAUUGCUAAAGGGAAAGAAACCUUGGGAGUCUGGUGUGAGGCCAAAGGCAGAGGGGGACUCUGAGGGUGAAGUGUCUGAAUACUUACCCACGGAGGAGGAGUGGGAGGAGGCUGCAGGACCCCACCUGUCCGGAGAAGGCACCAACUGUGAACUGAAGCUUGGGCUCAAGCCCCGAAAAUGGCAGAAGAAAGUCACAGUGCAGGAGUUUGAUGAUGACUUUUUCCCAAAUUCUGGGGAUGAAGCUGAAACUGCAGGAAGAGGAAGAGGAGGUAGUUGGAAAGUAGUGCGAUGCCGAGAUGACGGAGAUGAAGAUUAUUAUAAGCAACGGUUAAGGAGAUGGAAUAAACUGAGACUGGAAGACAAAGAGAAGUGUGUGAAGCUUGAAGAUGAUUCUGAGGAAAGUGAUGCUGAAUUUGAUGAAGAUUUUAGAAUGCCAGGUUUUCUAUUCAAAAAGCUUUUUAAGUACCAGCAGACAGGUGUUAGGUGGCUGUGGGAAUUGCACUGCCAGCAGGCAGGAGGAAUUCUGGGAGAUGAAAUGGGAUUGGGCAAGACCAUCCAGAUAAUUGCCUUCUUGGCAGGUCUGAGCUACAGUAAGAUCAGGACUCGUGGUUCAAAUUACAGGUUCGAGGGGUUGGGUCCUGCUAUAAUUGUCUGUCCGACAACAGUGAUGCAUCAGUGGGUGAAGGAAUUUCAUACAUGGUGGCCUCCAUUCAGAGUAGCGAUUCUACACGAGACUGGCUCCUAUAACCACAGAAAGGAGAAACUAAUUCGAGAUAUUGCUCACUGUCAUGGAAUUUUAAUCACUUCUUACUCCUACAUUCGAUUGAUGCAAGAUGAUAUUAGCAGGCAUGACUGGCACUAUGUGAUCUUGGAUGAAGGACACAAAAUUCGAAAUCCAAAUGCUGCUGUGACCCUUGCUUGCAAACAGUUCCGCACCCCACAUCGCAUCAUCUUGUCUGGCUCACCGAUGCAAAAUAACCUCCGCGAGCUGUGGUCGCUCUUUGACUUUAUCUUUCCAGGGAAAUUAGGCACAUUGCCAGUGUUUAUGGAGCAGUUCUCAGUCCCCAUCACCAUGGGGGGAUAUUCAAAUGCCUCCCCAGUACAGGUUAAAACUGCUUAUAAGUGUGCAUGUGUCUUACGAGAUACCAUAAAUCCAUACCUGCUGCGGAGGAUGAAGUCAGAUGUCAAAAUGAGCCUUUCUUUGCCAGAUAAGAAUGAACAGGUCUUAUUUUGCCGUCUUACAGAUGAGCAACAUAAAGUCUACCAAAAUUUUAUUGAUUCCAAAGAAGUUUAUGGAAUUCUCAAUGGAGAGAUGCAGAUUUUCUCUGGACUUGUAGCCCUAAGAAAAAUCUGCAACCACCCUGACCUCUUUUCUGGGGGUCCCAAGAAUCUCAAAGGUAUUCCAGAUGAUGAAUUAGAGGAAGAUCAAUUUGGAUACUGGAAACGUUCUGGGAAGAUGAUAGUUGUUGAGUCCUUGUUGAAAAUAUGGCACAAACAGGGUCAACGAGUAUUGCUAUUUUCUCAGUCAAGACAGAUGUUGGACAUACUUGAAGUAUUCCUGAGAGCCCAAAAGUAUUCCUAUCUCAAGAUGGAUGGUACCACUGCAAUAGCUUCACGACAGCCACUGAUCACGAGAUACAAUGAGGACAUAUCCAUAUUUGUGUUUCUUCUGACCACUCGGGUGGGUGGCAUAGGAGUCAACCUGACAGGGGCAAACAGAGUCAUCAUCUAUGACCCCGACUGGAACCCAAGCACAGACACGCAGGCCCGGGAGCGAGCGUGGAGGAUAGGCCAGAAGAAGCAGGUGACUGUGUACAGGCUUCUGACUGCGGGCACCAUUGAAGAAAAGAUUUACCACCGACAAAUCUUCAAGCAGUUUUUGACAAAUAGAGUGCUGAAAGAUCCAAAGCAAAGGCGAUUUUUCAAGCCCAAUGAUCUUUACGAGCUGUUUACACUGACGAGCCCUGAGGCAUGCCAGGGCACGGAAACAAGUGCUAUUUUUGCAGGAACUGGCUCAGAUGUUCAGACAACCAAAUGCCAUUUAAAAAAAAAACUUCAACUCACCUUUGGAACAGACCAUAAUGUUCCAAUAUGCAAAGAGCACCCCAAUUCUAACGCACCUGCAAAUGAUGCCACAUCAUCUGAAGAGAAAUCUACAGCUAUAGGAGCCAAAGUAAAUGCAGUAACUUCUAAUCAAGGUGAUCCUUUGAAAGAUGCCCCUCCAGCACCUAGUAAUAGCAGUGAUAGACUUGGAGAAGAGACAAAUGCAGUGUCUAGCCUAGAGGAGUCAUCAGUGAUUAGUGGAAAUGGGGACUGUUCAAAUGCUCUAAGAGUCAGCAAAAUAUACAGGACAUCUGGUGAGGAAAGCAUCAAUGAAAAGCAAGGUCUUUCUCAUGAAAGAGAAAGCUGCCAGGUCCAAACAGAACCUCUUUGGGAGAAGAAACAAAUGGAAAAUAAUUUUUAUAAACACAAGUCAAAAACAAAACACACUGUGGCAGAAGAGGAGACACUGGAGAAACAUGUGAGGCCGAAGAAAAAGCCUAAGAACUCUAAGCAUCGCAGGGAUGCCAAAUUUGAGGGAACUCGAAUUCCACACCUGGUGAAGAAAAGGCGGUACCAGAAGCAGGACAAUGAGAACAAGAGUGAGACCAACAACCAGAGCAAUGACGACUAUGUUCUACAGAAGCUUUUCAAAAAAUCAGUUGGUGUGCACAGUGUCAUGAAACAUGAUGCCAUCAUAGAUGGAGCCAGUCCAGAUUAUGUCCUGGUGGAGGCAGAAGCCAGCCGAGUGGCCCAGGAUGCCCUGAAAGCACUGAGACUGUCUCGUCAGCAGUGUCUGGGAGCAGUGUCUGGUGUUCCCACCUGGACUGGCUGCAGGGGGAUUUCUGGUGCACCAACAGGAAUGAAGAGUAGAUUUGGUCAGAAAAGGAAUUCCAGCUUCCCUGUGCAGCAUCCUUCUGCUUCUCCAAAGGAGAAAUGCCAGAAUGGCAUCAUGACAAAGGAUGGAAAUGACAACGUUUCUAAGCAUUUUAGUGGAAAAGUAGAAGAUGCAGAGUCUUCAUCUGGGGUCCUCCCUUCAUCUUCACUGUUGGCUAAAAUGAGGGCUAGAAACCACCUGAUUUUGCCAGAGCAGUUAGAAGGUGAAAAUGUGCACCUUCAGGAGGCCUCUGCUCCACUGCCUUCCACCACAGAGCAUGACGACCUACUGGUAGAAAUGAGAAACUUUAUUGCUUUUCAGGCCCAUGUUGAUGGGCAGGCCAGCACUCAGGAGAUACUGCAGGAGUUCGAAUCCAAGUUAUCAACUUCACAGUCUUGUGUCUUCCGAGAACUAUUGAGAAAUCUGUGCAUUUUUCAUAGAACUUCUAAUGGCGAAGGAAUUUGGAAACUCAAGCCAGAAUACUGCUGAUCAAUAUUACUUUCUACACUUUUGACUGGCUUUUUUCUAAUGGAAAUUUCUAAUUAUUAAUCCUAUGAUUAAUAAUCAUGUUUGUCAACAAAAGAUGGCUUCAUUUGAUGUUUACUUUGAUCUCUACCUCAUAAUUGAAACUUUAAAAGAGAAGAAAUUAUUUUCUGAAACUUAAAAGUUUUAAAAAUGCUUGGGUUGAUUUUUUUUUUUCUUGGUUCUGUGAAUUAUGUUAUAAAAUCAGGGACCUAAAAGUUAAUCCUUGAAACACAUUUGUUCCUUUACCUAAAAGAUGGCUGUCAGAAAGCAUAUCACUACUCAUUUAGAAGUUUGUAGACCAGAAGUCUCAAGAAUUCUUUUUAUUGGUGCUAAAAACAUGUUUUAUAUUCAGUCAGACCUGUUCAAUAAGUUAACCAAUAUCUGAUAACAGCAUUAUUUUUGAUGCAUAGCUUUUAAAUUUAAGUUUAUCAUUUGCCACCCAAAAAAUAAGAUUUGUUAUGCUUUGAGUCAUAUUAACUGCCUUUAAAUGAUCUUCCUUUUAAGAUACUGUUAAACUGGCAGGUAUUUUCAUUAGUAAAGCAUGAAAUAGCUUAGUGAUAAAUGAUAAGAUGUAUUUGCAGAAAGUUGUAGUAUACUCAGUUUACACUGGCUUUACUUUAAGCAAAAGGCAUCUUUUUCAAACCCCUUACAAUAACUAUCUGUUGGUUUUAGGAAAAUGAAAUAUGUUAUCUUAAAAAGAAAAAAAAAACUCAAGCAGAACCAAAAAUAAGUACAAAUACAACAACCAACAGACAAACACAUGCACAUAAACAUCACUGCAGACUCCAGCCAUAGUGACCACCAUUCCAGCCUCUCUCUGUGUACAUGCUGGAAGGCAACUUAGAACCUUUUUUAUUUAAUUUAUCAUUUGCUUUCCUAAGGAUGCUGAUUACUGUAUAUUAGGCAUCACUCUUCUCCUUAUGUGUGGUCAUCUUUCCAUUUGUUUUUAUAUCUCUUUUUCUUUGUAUUUAUACUGACUCCCCUGUUGAAGAGUUUUAGUUUUCAGCUGCUGCAUUCUGUUUCUGACUAUUGUUUAUGUAUUUAUAGUUCUGUGGUUGUGUUGUUUUGAUCCUCUGUUUUCUGAGUCUUGUUUUUCUUGUUUCCUUCUUAUUUUAUCAUCUCAUCUCUGAAGUCUUUUCUUAAGUUCAUUGUAUUCCUUAGAUUUCUUCUAGAGCUGUCACAGUGUAAUUUGUUUGUUUCUUGUAUUUGUUUUCUCUGGCUUGCUGUUUUUCCUCUCUUUGAUUUUCUGGAUUAUGCUUGCCCUCCUCCCAUGCCAUGUCUUUUUACAUCUUGCUCAUCCUGACAGGGAACAGCUGUUUCCAGACCUAGGGGGAAGAGAUUUGGACUUGGGGGUCAGAGAGAGCCUCUACUGGGGCACCAUGAAGCUUGGGUUGGGGGAUGUGAGUUUUACUUUUCUGUUCUGAGAUUUUGUCAGAUAGCUGGGCCAGGAAUCUCUCCCCUUAGAUGGUUGAUGUCAUAAUCAGUCAUGAUGCCCACAAGGAUUUUCUGCUUUUUAAAGAUUUUGACUUGUUCAUUUUACUCUGUUUUUGGAAAGAUUUUAGAGGAAGAUGCUGUAAAUAUAGUGGUCUUAACAAUAUAGAGUAACUUAUUCAUUAAGAUAAAAUCUAAGUUUUAGAACUUUUUCAGAAAGCUUUGUACAAUAUAGAUAAUGUAUUUAAUGUUAUAUUGGUAUCAAGCUGCAAUAAUGGAUUUAAAAAUUUUGUGGAAUUCCAUAGUUCAUACAUGAAUGUACUAUUACUGUUUACAAGAUUUCAGGCAGUACUCUUUCUCCCAACCAUUCUUGCUCAUGUUCCAGAGAUAGAUUUGGUGCAUAUUCUUCCAAGCUAUUUUCCAUGUGUUUACAGAUACAUAUGGCAGAGGCUGCUGCUAUACUGUCCAGAUUUCCCUUCUUCCUUUAUUGAGAAGAUUCCUGAGUUUUACUGGACACAUGGCCGUUCAGCUACUAUAAGCUUCCCAGCACCUCCUAUAGUUAAUUGUAGCCACAUGACUAAGCAAUGGGAUGCGAAUAGAACUUCCAGCCCUUAAAUACGCAAGUGAAUGCACACUCAUAUUGACAUUCCCUGUUCUUGCUGGUUGAGAUGCCUGUGGCAGUUGAAGCAGUAAUAGGGGAGCCACAGAAACCAUGUGUAUAGGAUAGGGAAAUCAGCUUGCCAGUCUUGAACUGCUUUCCUUCCAUCUUUUAGUAAAAUAAAUUCUGGACUUGUUUAAACCACUGUCUUUUGGGGUCUCUUUAUUAUGACAGCUAGUUUUGUUUUAUAGAUGUGAUUUACAUAAAUGGGAUUAUAGCAUCCUUAUUUUGCAACUAACUUAUCAUUUAACAUUAUAUACAAGACACCUUUUUAUCCCUGUAAUUGUAAUUCUACCUUCAUGGAAUUGCUGGACUAAAAUUACGUAGGUUUUUUAUUUUAAUGGAUAUGGUGAAACUGCUUCCUUGAAUUCACACUCCCUUAAAAGAACCUAUUCUCCACAUGCUUGCCAAACAGUAGGUAGAAUCAGUCUUGGGAGUUCUGUUUUUGUCUUUUUAAAAUAAAUCUGUGUUUGAAAUGUCUUGUUUAAAUUUCCUUAAUUACUUAAAAAAACAAACUUUUCCAUAUUUUUUUUGCUAUUUGUAGAACCUCUAUUUUAUGUUUCCCAUUCAUGUCAUACUUGCCUUGUUUUACUAUUAGUUAUUUAUCUUUUAGGGUUCUCUCCAAAUAGAAAUGAAAAAGCAGUUGUCCCAACUAUUAUUGAAUAGUCUAUUCUCUUCUGCCCCUGUUUGAAAUGCCAAGUUCAUCAUAUACUAAGUUCUCUAUUUCUGGACAAUGGAUCUAUUCUACCAAUCAUACUCUUCACUGUCAUUUGAUAUUGUACUAAGUUCCCUGUCCUUUUUCCCCCUCUUUAGUGUCUUUUUUUUACAUUUUCUGUUACAGGUAAAUCUUAGAAUCAAUUUAAGUUUCACUAAAAUUGUGUUGCUCAUUUGGUUGGGAUUGUAUUAGUUUGUACAUGAGUUUGAGGAUAAUGGACUUAUUUACAAUUAAUAAAACUUUCCCAUUAGUACCAUAAUAGCCCUCUGUUAUUAAUUAAAGUAUUUUAUGUUCUUGGAUAAAAAUUUAAUAUCUUUCUUCAUAAAGGUCUCAACACAUUUCAGGCUUAUUCCUAGAUAUUUUAUAAAUUUUUAGUUUUGGUUGGGGCUUCUUAUAUUUCAGCAUAAAAAUGGGGAGAAUUAGAAAAUCCGUGUAUCUACUUUAUGAUGUUACUUAUCAUACAGAAGUUUUUAAUUUAGGUAGUCAAAUUCAGCCUUUCCAUGUUUUAUUCCCUAACUUAAUUAUUUCCCUAACCUAAAACAAUGAUUAUGUUUUCAUGAAUUCUCAUGCAGAUUCCACAUGACUAGUUAUUCCCCUAGCAACUUUUUUAAAAAGUCCAUCCAUUCUCUCCUGAUUUGUAAGGCCACCUCUAUCAUUAUAUCUAAUUUCCAUGUAAUUAUGGGAAUGGUUCUGGGCUCUGUAUUCUGUUAAAUUGAUUGAACUUUGCCAAUAACCUGCUGUUUUAGUCGUUGUAGCUUUACAAUUGGCUGUCAUAUGUAGUAGAGUAAUUCCUUUCAUUUUCCAAAAAUACCUUAGUUCUUGGACCUUUAUUCCAUAUAAAUUUUAGAAUCAACUUACCACAUAUGAUUUUGAUUUUGAAAUUGUAAUGACUACAGAUUAUUUGGGGAGAUAUGGUUCAUUAUAUUAAGUUUCCCGUCUAUGUAUAAGACAUCACUCCAUUUAUAUAUUAUAAAGAAAAUUCCAUUAUAACUUUCACUUAUAAGGUCAUGCACAUCUUAUAUUUAUUCCCAAUUAUCCUACAGUUUUGGUUGCUAUAGUAAAUGGCUUUUUAAAAAAAAUUUGUUUUCUAGUUUAAAAGAAUACUAUUGAUUUUUGCAUAUUGGUUUUAUAUCUAGCAGCCUUGCUGAACUCCUAUUAGUUCUAAUGGUUCUAUAAAUUGUCCUGUACAUAGCAAUCAUGUAAGGUGUAUAUAAUGACAACUUAUUUCUUCCAAUACUUACUACUUUCUGUAUUUCCAAUAUGAUAAUGAAUGUAAAUGAUAGUGGUUGACAUCCUUGACUUAUUUCUGACAUUGAAGAUAAACUUCUGGAGUUUUACCAUUCAGUACCCCAUUGCUGUUGUUUUCUAGCAGGUGCUCCUUAUCAAGUUAAGGAAAUGAUCUUUCUAAUCCCGAAUCCAGUGCUAAAUUUUAUUAAAUGUCUUUUCUGCAUCUAUUGA